AUCGCUCCGCUCAGAGAGAGGACAAGCCCUUGGAGCAGGACCUGGAGAGAGCUGCUGCACUCGCACAGAUCUUUACUGAGGUUUUCCAGACACAACUGCAGGGCUGAAUCCUACCGCAAAAGUUCUUUGUGAACCCAGGAGGAAAAACAAGCCUGCUUGUUGCAGAGAGUAUUGUAAAAAGGAAAUGUAUCCUUCUAUUGUAUAAAUAUAGCACUGCCUGGGACUAGACUAUUUCAUAUUCUCGAUUAUCUGAACAAUACAAAGUUGAAAAUAUCUGUUCAGCGUGAAAGGCUUUUGUUUUUCAACAUAAAUGAUUAAUUGAAAUUCCCUACAUAUUCAAUCAUAAUUUUAAUGAACUAGGCCAACUUUGGAACAUUUGUAUUGACAGUUGGGUUGAAAAACAGUUCUAAUAAAGGUGGAGAAGAUGUAUCUCCAGAUACAUUUUUCAGCCAUGCUACAAAUACUUAAAACUGAGUCAUCUUAUAUAUGUGUCUCAACAAGGACACAGAAAGAAAGACUGGCUUAUAUUUACAUAUUGCUUUGAAUAUGCAAAGCACUAAGUUAUCUUUAUUGGGAACAUUUAUUUGCCUUGAUCUGGCUGCUGGCAAAACCGAGAGCAGGGCUGUGUGUGACAAUGUCAUUUUAUGCCAGCCUCAAGUUUACACAAUUACAGUUUAAUGCCGGGGAGUUUGCGGCUUGCUGAGCACUUUGGCCCGGCUUGCAGAGCCGGGUACAGGUGAGCGGUACUUGGAGGCCAGGCAGGCACAGCGGCCUGGAACAGGACAGUGGAAAGAGCUCCCACUUAGGCUGACAGAAAUGGCCCUUCCUCUCUGGAAGAACUUAGUUCAGACUACAAAGAAAAAAAUACUACAACAGAGAAGGUUGUCACUGUAUAAUGGUGCUGAUGGCUAUGAAGAAGAAUUGAUAAAGAAGAAACUUCAACAGUUUUCUGGUGGAUCCAUCAACCUUUCCAAAGAAGACAAUGGCAUUGGAAUACUUACUUUGAAUAACCCAAAGCUAAUGAAUGCCUUUACAGGUACUAUGAUGGUAGAACUCCAGGAGAGGGUAACUGAACUGGAAAACUGGAAGGAUGGCAAAGGUCUUAUAAUCCAUGGUGCAGGAAACACUUUUUGCUCAGGAUCUGAUUUGAAUGCUGUCAAAGAAAUAUCCAACUCCCAGGAUGGGAUGAAUAUGUGCAUGUUUAUGCAAAACACCUUAACCAGACUUAUGAGGUUGCCUUUGAUCAGUGUUGCACUAGUUCAAGGAAAAGCUUUUGGAGGAGGAGCAGAACUUACCACAGCAUGUGAUUUCAGGUUGAUGACGCCUGGAAGUGAAAUUCGGUUUGUCCACAAGCACAUGGGUCUGGUGCCAGGCUGGGGAGGAGCUGCCCGGCUGGUGCGGAUCGUGGGCAGCGGGGCAGCCCUGCAGCUGCUGGCCGGGGCUGCCCGGGUGGACCCCGAGAGAGCUCUGAGCUUGGGGCUCUCCGACGAGACGCUGCCGUCCUCAGACCAAACCAGAGCGCUGGGAGAGGCCCGGGCCUGGCUCAGUCACUACACACACGGUCCGGCCGCUGUGAUUCGGGCUGUGAAAAAGGUGGUGACAGCGGGAAGAGAGCUCCCACUGGAAGAUGCCCUAAGGACAGAGAAGGACAUUUUUGGAACUGUAUGGGGUGGGCCUGCCAAUUUGGAGGCAUUGGUUAGAAGACCAAAACAUAAAUGAUGGUUUAUGCAUAAGAAAUGGGCUUGACCUUUUUGCAAACAAAGCUUUCAGUAAAGCAGCCAUUAAACUGAAUCAUUUAAUGACUUGUCCAUUUAAAAUGGCAUUAACAUUCCUGCCAUUUAGGUCAGGCAGGCGUAUUUGGUGUGCAACCACAGAGAAAUCCCGGGCAGAUUCUCUACUGUCCUAAUCACCCACUGAAUAGAGAUUAGUGAAAUUACUAUGUAAAGGUAAAUACUGUGCUGAAAAUAGAACUAUAAUUCAUUUGGAAUGAGACUGAAGAUUAUUUUAUUUGGUGUUUUGGUUUUUUUUAACUAGGAUGGAAAUUAAUUAUUUGAAAGUUGAGAGGUUUAUUCAUUUGUGGAAUAGGUGCAUCUAAAGCUGCAAAAUACAAGUUCCCCAACAUGAGACCAGUGUCUUUAAGAGCAGCUUGCAAAAGAUGAUUACCAGUGGAAGGACAGCUUUUAUUUUUUCAUUCUAGUUAGUUCUUUGUGUAAUUGCUGAGAAAGUAUCCUUCAAUUUUAAUGGUGCUUUUAUAGGAGAACCUUUGUGUUAGUGAGGAGCUUCUAGCACUCAUUCACUAUCACUGAUUCAGGUUUUUAAAUGUAUUUUGGUGUCUUCUCACUGCUCAAGGAAUCAACUACCCACACACACAUCUGCACAUUCCCAUAUCCUGUACCUGUGCAAAGCUGCUGGCCUGGUUCUUUACACAAACUCUAGCUGAAAUCUUGGAAGGCCAUGAUGUAUCAUGCCCUGAAAUGGCUUGUCCUUAGUUGACUGGAUGAUGUGAGUACUUCAGCAUUCUGUUAAGAUGUGCAUGGAUAUGUUUAUGUCUUUCUUCAAUGCAUUUUUACUGGUAGGGUGUAUUUGGGCUGAUUGGAAGGUUUGGAACUCAGUCUCCACUUCAUGCCAGUGACUAUGCAAGUAAUUGGAUAAAUCAGUGGGGAACGUUUUCUUUUUAGAAAUUAAGAAACUGACACACAGUGCCUUAAAGAGAUUUAAAAAUAAACAUCUGUGAGAGAAAAACCAUA
This is a messenger RNA of Parus major (Great Tit), 2747 nucleotides long. RefSeq names its product ethylmalonyl-CoA decarboxylase 1 (gene ECHDC1). Bases 817 to 1719 code for a protein of 300 amino acids. Gene Ontology annotation, biological process: fatty acid beta-oxidation. Gene Ontology annotation, cellular component: cytosol. The record is from RefSeq and is a predicted model, not a curated record. Lineage: Eukaryota; Metazoa; Chordata; Aves; Passeriformes; Paridae. The transcript is spliced from 6 exons. Gene Ontology annotation, molecular function: enoyl-CoA hydratase activity.